CUGCUCGCAAGAGCAGCUUGGCAGCCUUCCGGAAGCGGCGGGGCGCGCCAGCAGCGCUUUAGCGUGAAGACCUGCCGUGGCUGCCGCGGGAGUUGUCCUGUGACCUGCCAGGAGCUGGCGGCCGAGCAAACAUGAAUGUUGGAGUUGCCCACAGUGAGGUAAACCCCAAUACUCGUGUAAUGAACAGCCGUGGUAUGUGGCUGACAUAUGCUUUGGGAGUUGGCCUGCUUCAUAUUGUAUUACUCAGCAUCCCCUUCUUCAGUGUUCCUGUUGCCUGGACCUUAACAAACAUAAUACAUAAUCUGGGGAUGUAUGUGUUUUUGCAUGCAGUAAAAGGAACGCCUUUUGAGACUCCUGAUCAGGGUAGAGCACGGCUCCUAACACACUGGGAACAGCUCGACUAUGGAGUACAGUUUACAUCUUCUCGGAAGUUUUUCACAAUUUCUCCAAUCAUUCUAUACUUUCUGGCAAGUUUUUAUACGAAGUAUGAUCCAACUCACUUCAUCCUAAACACAGCUUCUCUCCUGAGUGUACUUAUUCCCAAAAUGCCACAGCUGCAUGGUGUUCGGAUCUUUGGAAUUAAUAAGUAUUGAAGUGUUGCUGCAACUGAAGAGAACGGUUAAGAGCUACUGGGUUUCCUGUAAUGAAAGAGUAGUUAAUGAACUGCACUGUUUCUGUGAUAAUGUGAAAUAAGAGGUAUUUACACUUGAGGGCCAAGCACUGCUCCUUUCUAAGCUGUCUUGAAGUGCUCUACCUAAGGAUGCCUCUGUCUAAUUUGCUUGGUAUAUUUCUGAGAGAGGCUUUGCAAGCAGGCUGGGCAGGCCCAGCUUCUAUGUUAAUGGUAGUACAAUAAGGGUACAGUAACUUAAAAUCCAAGAAAAUGUGGGAUUUAUAAGAAACUAGGUCCAGCUUAUAGUGAGUGGACAUUAUGGUAGGGAAAGAACAUUCCAGUCAUUCAUUCAUGUCAGUUUAAGCAGACUUCUAGAAAGCAGAAUCACCUGUAUACAUGUUUUUAUUACUGUACACAGUCUACUUUAUAUGACACAUCCUCUUGUUUUAUACAAGCCCCCUCCUAAUGUGUGUGCUCUUGGGUUUCUGGCUUAGUAUUGUGCAUUGAUAAAUGAGGUAAUGUUUGCAUUUACUACAUGACAGGGUUUGUGAGGGUUUUGUCUUCAUGUCUUACUCUAAGAGAAGAAGAUAGGCAUCUCAGUCAAGGCUCUGACUCAUUUUGGAACAAAGUAGGUUUUACUGCUUUUCCAGAAGCAAAGCUGCUAAACCAAUUAAGAGAAUAACUUACUUCAAACACUUCCAGUCUUCAGUAGCUGAAAAGUAUUGUUUAGUUGGUUGUGCAAGUUGGUUAAGUCUAUCACUCUUUAGAAAAGGAAAUGCAAGAUGGGGCCAGCUGAUGUGGGCAGACCUAAGUAAUGAAUUCUUUAUCAGCAAAACUGAAGUAACAAAUAACAUCUGCUCUUAGUCUCUUAUUCUCCAUCCCCACAGUUUGGUUUACCCAGUUAUAUUUCCUUUUAAUGUGUGAGUCUUAGUGUAGAUGACCCAAAAUGGUACCUAUAUUCACAACAACACUAUAUUGAAUUCUUGUGACUGGGGGAAGCUUCUAAGUUGUUAGCAUUAAUUGUUUAAAGAGAAGUAAAUACCUUUCUAAAAUGAUAUAAAGCUGAAAAACUCAGUAUCAUAAGAGUGAAGACAGUUGUAGACCAACUUACAAAUCAAUUAUGGCAAUACACAGACUUAAUGGUAGUGAUCAUUGUUUCAUAUUUCAAAAGUACUGAAUUUAGAAAUCAGUUGUUUGAUACUGCCUUUGUAUGUUUGUCUUUUCUUGUGUAUCUUUAAAUAAUUGAUAAUUGAUGCUUUAAUAAAAAGUUUUCCUUGGUGUAA
Molecule: messenger RNA, 1893 nt
Organism: Mastomys coucha (southern multimammate mouse)
Lineage: Eukaryota; Metazoa; Chordata; Mammalia; Rodentia; Muridae
Gene: Ormdl1
Product: ORMDL sphingolipid biosynthesis regulator 1
Exons: 4
Coding region: 132-593 (153 amino acids)
Biological process (GO): intracellular sphingolipid homeostasis; ceramide metabolic process; negative regulation of ceramide biosynthetic process
Cellular component (GO): endoplasmic reticulum membrane
Source: RefSeq, a predicted model, not a curated record